Messenger RNA from Pelecanus crispus (Dalmatian pelican), 798 nucleotides. The record is from RefSeq and is a predicted model, not a curated record. Lineage: Eukaryota; Metazoa; Chordata; Aves; Pelecaniformes; Pelecanidae.
AUGUGUGACAGGUUGCAGUGCACGGCUCUUCAUAAUCCAGAUUUUACCGCUGAUGAUGACUCAUGGGACAACAGUUCUGCAGAAUUUGAGCAAAGGUUUCAACUGGGAAGUGAAAUUACUAGUUUGUCCAGAUCUGCUUCUUCUGAGAAAUAUGAAAUCUUGGACAACCUUCAUGUCAAGUUCAAUUUAUCAAAGAUGAGAUGCUGUCUAAAAUUCCUAAAAGUUUCAGGCCUUUUUAUCUUUGUAGUUGUCUGCUCUAUUUUAUUUGGCAUUUAUCCAGAUCAAGGUGUGUCCUGGCAGAUGUUGGCUGUGUCACCUCUGGAAAGCUUCUCUAUGAAUCUGACCGAUUUCCGUGAUUCUGCUCUGUUGAAGUUAGACAUAGGAGGCCCAUUUGUAGCAGAUGUAGCUGAUCAGCCAACAGAGGAAUACAUUGUAGUACAGAUCAACCAGAGUGAAGACACUCGAUCAAGGAGCAGACAGCAGCAGCAGGUGGUAUACAACUGGUCUCUACCCUUAAGUUCAAGAAGAAAUCAGCAAAUCAUCACAACUAGAACCUUUCAGAUACCAAACAGAGGCACCAUCUUCAUAAACAUUCAAGCUUUCCUACAGGAGCCUGGAAGUGUUCCUCUCUCCAUGAGGCAUCAAUACCUUCAUGCAAAUAUAGAGGCACAAGUAACAAUUGCGUCCAUCAUCUUAGUAGGUGUCUACGUGCUGAUCAUACUGGAAAUUGUUCACAGGACCCUUGCAGCGAUGCUGGGCUCUUUGGCAGCUUUAGCCACCUUAGCUACUGUUGGGGAG